AUGUCAGAAUGUGAUCAACAUCGUGCAAUUCAUAGUGGAACACGUUCAGCGAUUAUUUCAAUAGUAUUUGCUGAUGAUUCUGAUCUUUCUAAUGUGUCAGAACAUUCAAUAAAUAGUCGAAAAUCGGAUCAACAUAGUUCAUUACACUUGAUCACAUCGCAAACUGUAUUAUCAAAUGAAACUAAUCCAAUGAAUAAUAAUAAUAAUAAUUCUAUAAUAGAUGUUACGACGGUUAUUACCAAUAUUUGCACUACUACUGUGGUGUGA
Schistosoma margrebowiei is the source of this 267-nucleotide messenger RNA. Lineage: Eukaryota; Metazoa; Platyhelminthes; Trematoda; Strigeidida; Schistosomatidae. The record is from the annotation of a GenBank genome assembly.